AUGGAAUCUCACCAACCUUACUAUGAUGCGAUAGCUUCAAGGUGCACUUACGCUUCAUUGAACGAGGAUACUUGCGACCAAGACUGCCUCUCUCUGUCGCAUUGCCACCCUCGAUCCGCAGGUCAUCGAGGAUUCUUUAAGAAGAAUCAUCUACAGGAACGAUGGCUCCUCAUUCUAGCCUCCAUACUAAAAGAUAGCGCUUGUUCAUUGGGCACAGACUCUCGAGAGACUGUGGGCCCAAAGCUAUGGCGCCAAGGACAGCUCAUUAACGUCGACGACUCGUUCGAGAUAACCACCGGUGGCUACAAAGGCCGGGGAUGGGGCACCUCCAACGAGACGAUCAUUGAAGGCAAUACAGGCAUCAUUUGCCAUGGAUCCAUAAAUAUCUUCGAAUGUGUUCAGCCCGCCGAUGACUUGUACUCAAGGUAUCACGGAUCUCGUCCGGUAAAACCUAUCGCCUACCACCAUUCUUACAUCGACCAUCACGGCAGAGCUCUGGGUUUACUACCAAACGGCACCAACGGAGACUACAUAAUCCUCAUCGUAACCCUCCAAGGCUUCAUUGACCUGGCUACUAACGGGGCGAUAUCUGUUGGUCUGACCAUGAGCACGCAAGUCGUAGCCAUGUUUGGCAGUACUUUGCUGAAACACGAUUUAGAAUUGGGGCUACGUUUGGCCACUUCCGAGCAGUAUGUUGGCGACACAUGGACUAGUUCGAUGGGCGACCUAGCGAUCUCUGGCACCGCUCGCCAUUGGAGUAACACAAUUGAUGCGUGUCGUACAUAG
Zasmidium cellare ATCC 36951 is the source of this 786-nucleotide messenger RNA. RefSeq lists its product as uncharacterized. The record is from RefSeq and is a predicted model, not a curated record. NCBI's taxonomy places the organism in Eukaryota, Fungi, Ascomycota, Dothideomycetes, Mycosphaerellales, Mycosphaerellaceae. Gene Ontology annotation, molecular function: linear primary-alkylsulfatase activity. The coding region runs from base 1 to 786 and encodes 261 amino acids. The transcript has 2 exons. Gene Ontology annotation, biological process: dodecyl sulfate metabolic process.